AAAAAAUAUCUUUACAACAUAUCAUAAUCCAAAAAACAUAACGAUUCGAAAGAACGAAGCGAAAACAUGGCGCAAGUGCUGUACCUGCGUUUGUCUCUCCCUGCAGAACCCCGAAAAUUCUCACCUUCUUCUUCUUCUUCUUCUUCCGAACCUUCACUGAAGCUUCCACAAAGAACUCGAAGCUCCAACGUAUCCAUUCCUGCCACCGGCAAAGGUGGUUCCAGUCGCUUGCUCAAAACCCAGAAGCUGAAUUCAGAGGUUUCUCCUCACAGAGCUGUCUCAGCUGUGAGAUUGAUGAGGAUAGAGCUUGGUGGUGCUUUUGCUGACCUUCUCAAUGAGAAAGGCAAAGGUUCUGGCGAGAAUGAGAUGGGAUAUGUCCAGAGAACGCUCGGCUUUCGAACCCGGGAAUUGAAUCAUCAUGAUCUUAGAUUGGUUACUGACAUUGUUGGCGGCACAAUUCGUUGGAGAAGAUAUCUUGAUCAUCUGAUCAGUUCACUUUGUCAUGAUAAAGAUAUAUCUAGUAUGGAACCUCUUCUCUUACAGAUUCUAAGAAUAGGAUUCUAUGAGAUUGUCAAAUUAGAUAUGCCGCCAUAUGCUGUUGUAGAUGAGAAUGUUAGGCUUGCCAAAGUUGCGCUUAGACCUGGUGCCGGCAACAUGGUCAACGGAAUCCUCCGAAAGCUAGUUGCACUCAAGGAAGAUGAGGUUCUUCCUUUGCCCAGAGUGGAGGGUGAUGAUCGUGCCCAAGCCCGUGCUCUAGCAACUCUAUACUCACACCCAGUUUGGAUGGUAAGGAGAUGGACAAAAUAUCUUGGCCAGGAAGAAACCAUUAAAUUGAUGAAAUGGAACAACAGUGAACCCAGUUUCAGCUUAAGAGCAAACCAGGCAAGAGGUUUUUCGAGAGAUGACCUUGUGAUGCAGCUUAAUGCAUUGAAGGUCCCAUACAGUGUUUCACCACAUUUGGAUGAAUUUGUUCGCGUCAAAACCGGAUUGCAGACUGUAAUUCAUGCCGGAUUACUCAGAAAAGGGUUAUGUUCAGUUCAAGAUGAAAGUGCAGGUCUGGUAGUCUCUAUUGUGGAUCCUCAGCCGGGUGAAACUGUGAUUGAUUGCUGUGCUGCUCCUGGUGGAAAGACCUUAUACAUGGCCUCUCGUUUAUGUGGCCAAGGUUUGGUAUUUGCAGUUGAUGUAAAUCGUGGCAGAUUGAGGAUUCUCAAAGAGACAGCAAAGUUGCACCAAGUAGACGGCGUUGUUACCACCGUCCACGCCGAUCUUUGCGUGUUGACGGAUGGUGAAGCGCUAAAGAGUAACAAAGUUUUGUUGGAUGCUCCAUGCUCUGGGCUCGGUGUUCUUUCGAAGAGAGCGGAUUUGCGAUGGAACCGGAAGCUGGAAGAUAUGGAAGAGCUGAAGAAAUUACAGGACGAGCUCCUCGACGCGGCGGCCAAAUUGGUAAAACCUGGUGGAGUAUUAGUUUAUAGUACAUGCUCCAUAGAUCCUGAAGAGAAUGAGGAGAGGGUAGCAGCAUUUCUUCUUAGACAUGCGGAAUUUCGCAUUGAUCCUGUGGACAGAUUUGUUCCACCUGAUUUUGUGACGGACAGUGGUUUCUAUUUUUCUAACCCGGUAAAGCAUUCGCUCGAUGGCUCCUUUGCUGCUCGAUUGGUGCGCGCUUCCUAACUGUCCCCCAUUUCGGGUGGCAUUCAAAGGAAAACAGAGCGGCUGAGUUGCUGCGGCCGCGGUCCGUCUCUUUACAAAUCCAGGGCAGACUUUCUGAUUUCUCAUCCAUGAAAAAAAUUUAUAUCCAAGAUGUCUGCAACUUCAGUUUCAUCAGGCUGGUAAUCCUUAACAACAUACUUGCAGUUUUGAAUGGCAAUCCAUGCUUCAAAUUUCCUCCAACAUACUUUCAAAGCAUCAUGAUUUCUAUCCGAGCAGGAAAUUUUUGUAGGGACAAUAAUCAACAUACUUAUGCUGCUUUAGGGAAAUUGAUUGAAGCAAAUUUGAGUAGCUGUUAACAAGUAAAUUUUUUUUUUUCCUAACUGUUAUGCAGCUGUUGUAGCCCACAAUUUUGUAGAUAAUUUCAGGGACAUAUUGAUACAGUGUGUUUUUAUUGUUCAUCACACUUGACACACUUAGAACUUGAAUUGAAUUUGAGACAAUUUUUUUUUUAUUUUU
Molecule: messenger RNA, 2163 nt
Organism: Arachis ipaensis
Lineage: Eukaryota; Viridiplantae; Streptophyta; Magnoliopsida; Fabales; Fabaceae
Source: RefSeq, a predicted model, not a curated record